Messenger RNA from Eptesicus fuscus (big brown bat), 228 nucleotides. Its product is annotated as keratin-associated protein 19-5-like. The coding region runs from base 1 to 228 and encodes 75 amino acids. The transcript has a single exon. NCBI's taxonomy places the organism in Eukaryota, Metazoa, Chordata, Mammalia, Chiroptera, Vespertilionidae. The record is from RefSeq and is a predicted model, not a curated record.
AUGAGCUACUACGGCAGCUACUACGGAGGCCGCGGCUACGGCUGGGGCGGCUUUGGCUAUGGCUAUGGCUAUGGCUCCGGCUGGGGCUGGGGCGGCCUUGGCUAUGGCUAUGGCUCCGGCUGGGGCUGGGGCGGCCUUGGUGGCCUGGGCUGUGGCUGUGGCUACAGGAGCUGUGGCUGCUGGCGUCCGUGCUGCUGUGGGGGAUACGGAUACUCUGGCUUCUACUGA